This is a messenger RNA of Lodderomyces margitis, 2949 nucleotides long. RefSeq lists its product as uncharacterized. The transcript has 2 exons. The record is from RefSeq and is a predicted model, not a curated record. The coding region runs from base 1 to 2949 and encodes 982 amino acids. Gene Ontology annotation, molecular function: DNA-directed RNA polymerase activity; DNA binding. Gene Ontology annotation, biological process: DNA-templated transcription. Lineage: Eukaryota; Fungi; Ascomycota; Pichiomycetes; Serinales; Debaryomycetaceae.
AUGUCUUCGUUUUCCUGGUUUAAUUUCUGGUCAGGCAAGAAUGCUGACACCGAGGAGAGCAAUCAACAGCAGGAGGCUCAGCCAGGUACCAGCGAAUCGGCGAAUAUGUCGGAGGAAAGUAUCGGCGCAAAGAGGAAGCUGAUAUUACAGCCAAGACAGGCGAUGUUGCGACAAAAGACUUCAACCACUUCGUUAGCCUCUAAAACAUCUGGAGGUUGGUUAAGUUGGAAAAGAGACCCCGCAAACCAACAGGCUGCAUCAUUAGAGGAUCAAGAAGAUAUAAACGAGGACGAGGAACAUGACGUUGGGAAUGGCGAGGAGAUAGAACCGAGAAACGACGACAACAACAUCAACAACAACAGCAACGAUUUCGAUGAUGACGCCGACGACAACGGCGAUGAAAUAGAUGACCACGUGUCGGCACCAAGAAGAGGUAUCAACUGGUUUUGGAACAAUACGUCAAAGAACAGUGCAAAUAAUAUUGAUCAACAGGCUCAACCAUCAAAGAAGGACGAGACAGAGGAUGACAAAAAAGACGAAAAGAAAGACAGCAAGCACGAGGAUGUCAAAGAGGACAAGAAAGAUGAAAAAAAAGAUGAUAAAAGUAGCAAGCCUGUUGAGACAAAUACAAUCUUGACGCCAUCAAUACCUACUAGACAGGAGUUGGCCAAUGCAGCAAAAAAGGCUCCCGUUGAAGUGCAGCAGGAUGAUGCCGUGUUGUACAAGCCCCAUGACAAAGCGGCUCAGUUCAACCAAAUCAAUACACACAAGAAUGAAAAUUUAAAAGAGAAUGCCAUUGUCCCCAAUUGGAAAACCUGUCUUCCGGCUGUCAACGAAGGAUUCAUUCUUCACAAUUCAUCAACUUCGAGCCCCAACAACACAAACCAGACUAUCAGAACGGAUUUGAAGAAUUGGAGACAAUUUUUGACUCAAAUAUCGGCCAAGUUUGGUCUCACCGCCAAUGCUGACAUUGAACUGCAGCAGGAAAACAAGACCGAGGAAGAUGUGGGGUUGCUCUACGAAAAGUCAUACAAGCUCUACGGGAAAUCGUUGGCAGUGUUGCCACAACACAAACGUGCUUGUUUGCCAAAUUACAACAAGUACUACCAUAGUACUGAUGAUCCAGUUUCCCAAUACCAAGAGGAUCAAGACGACCCAAAUGCCAUCACAAUCACCAAUGACGCCAUGGGCAACCUUUUAAUCAACAAUAGAAAUAGAAGGAAGGGAGCUUUGAAUGCAGAAGUAGUUAAUCAUAAAGCCGGCCCAUUGAAAAAAGUCAAGAAUGUCUUAAUCAUUGGAGUUCAUGGAUUCUUCCCCACACGAAUGAUCCGACCAAUCAUUGGUGCCCCCAAGGGAACCUCGUUGAAGUUUGCCAAUGAAGCGGAAAAGGCAGUCAUUCGUUAUUGUGUUGAUAAUAACCUUAUAGACGAUGACCAGUCCAAUGUCAGUAUCCAAAAGAUUGCUUUGGAAAAGGAAGGCAAGAUUUUUGAUCGAGUCCAUUUUUUCACCGAGAUUUUACAGAAAUGGGAAAAGGAAUUAAACAAUGCUGACUUUAUAUUCAUUGCCUCACAUUCUCAAGGAUGUGUUGUUUCGAUAAUUUUGCUUGCACGGUUAAUCCGCAUGGGGAUUUUAAAAGACCCCAUACACAAGCGAAUUGGGCUAUUGGGCAUGGCGGGGAUAAACAAUGGUCCCUUUUACGGAGUUGACAAGUCUUUUUUCAUGAAGGCUUAUUCCGCCAUUGAGCACGAGUCGUUGAAUGAGUUGUUUGAAUUGACCAAGUUUGAUAGCUCGCAAUCGAUGGUCUACAAAGAGUCCAUACGAACCAUUAUCAAUGUCAAUGCCAAAAUAUGCUUCAUUGGAUCAAUUAAUGAUCAAUUAGUACCAUUGUACUCGGCAUUGGCGUCACAUGUUUUCCACCCCAACAUUUAUCGUGCUUGUUAUAUUGAUUAUGCAUCUUCAACACCAACAUUCAUUGAAAAGCUAGUUUCUAUUUGCUCAAACCUUUUGAAUUUGGGAUAUUUUGACAAUAAUGUUGUCAAAGAGUUGAGCACGUCCUUGGCUGGUCCAUUAACAGGGGGUGGUCAUUCAAAAAUUUACAAUGACGGAAAAGUUUAUGACUUGGGAAUCAAGUUUUUCCUAGAUACUGAUGACUUGGUUAUUCCUCAUGAUGGAAAGAUUGAUUAUGAUGAUUUCGACAAUAGUGAUUUACCCGUGUCGAAUCAAGUGUACAUUAAGGAAUUCAAUGUAGGUAAAAUUGGCACCAAUCCGUUCGUCUUACCCUGGUGCUUGCGAGGUUUGUUGUUUAAUAUAGAAAAGAAUUGGCCAACAAGGGAUUAUGUUAUCAAUGAGCACGAUGGUUCCAAAGAGCAAACCAGUGUGACCAAUGGGUUUACUGAAGUGCACGAAUUAUAUGAAGAUUUUGAGCAGUGGAAGCCCACCGCAAAAACCCACAAAGAUUUAAAGUUUAGAUUGAAUGGUCUUAGAGCGAAUAAUGCAUUUCGUGAGGUAGCAGACGCAUACGAGGACUUUGAUCCGCCAGAUCAUUUCUCAGACAACGAGUUUGAUGAUCCAAAUGGUGGAGAUGCUCAAUUAACUGCUGAUGAUGGAAGACAGAUUAUAAAUGGAGGUGUUGGGCCCGAUGACGCUGCUACUGCUGCUGCUGCUCAACAGCAGAGGAAAAAGACAACAAAAGAAUUGGCCAUACCUAAGGAUGAAAGGACUACUACUCCAUAUAUGACCAAAUAUGAGCGUGCGAGAAUUUUGGGUACCAGAGCCUUGCAAAUUUCUUUGAAUGCUCCAGUCUUGGUUGACAUUGAGGGUGAAACUGACCCUUUACAAAUAGCCAUGAAAGAGUUGUCCCAGAGGAAAAUUCCGUUGGUGAUUAGAAGAUACUUGCCAGAUGGUUCGUAUGAAGAUUGGGGGUGCGAUGAGUUGAUUGUUGAUCAGUAG